This is a messenger RNA of Drosophila melanogaster (fruit fly), 2796 nucleotides long. RefSeq lists its product as uncharacterized. Gene Ontology annotation, molecular function: oxidoreductase activity. The coding region runs from base 369 to 2120 and encodes 583 amino acids. Lineage: Eukaryota; Metazoa; Arthropoda; Insecta; Diptera; Drosophilidae. The transcript is spliced from 5 exons. Gene Ontology annotation, cellular component: cytoplasm. The record is from RefSeq and is marked reviewed.
AAGCUUCAAGUCUGGCAAUACUGCGACCAGCAGCUGUCGUAAAACUUAUCCUUCAAACUUUCAAUUAAAAUACGUUUUUCUGAAAAAAUCGCUUAUCAAACUCCCAUACAUAAAAAUAAAACUAUUAUUACACAAUGUUUACUAAAAAAAAUUGGAUAUUUACCACCCAGCCGAACAGCUGUUCGCUGCUACCUCCCCCAACCCAUAAACCUACUGUCAAGUAAACGUCAAAACAGUCGCGCGACUCGCCAAGCGAAAAAACCUGCAGAAAAAUUGAAAUGCGGCGUGAAAGAUACUAGAAAAAUAACAAAUAAACACCGGGUAUCCGCAAUUAAAACGCUUAUGUACAUAGAAGCCAAAGUGUAGCAAUGGGCGACAAGGAGGAGCCCGUAACACCCGCUCCCUCGCCCACGGAGGAGGGUAUGGCCAAUAUUGGGUCUGCUGGAGCCGGGGAUCAGCCGCAAACUUCAGGGAAUAAUACCAACGUUAAGAUCGUGAUCAUUGGAGCUGGAAUGGCUGGCCUAUCGGCUGCAAAUCACCUUUUGCAAAACGGCUGUGACGAUUUCCUUAUUCUGGAGGCACGGGGCCGGGUGGGCGGACGCAUUGUGUCCAUACCGCUCAGCAAUAAUCAGAAGAUAGAACUUGGCGCCAACUGGAUACACGGCGUUCUGGGCAAUCCCAUCUUUGAGCUGGCCGUACAACAUGGUCUAGUCAGCGUGGUCAACGUACCGAAACCGCACAAGGUGGUGGCCACCACGGAGGACGGGCACCAGGUGCCUUUUAACAUACUUCAGGAGAUCUACGAGGCGUACGUCUGCUUUCUGAGGCGGUGCGAUGAGUAUUUCCUGUGUCAGUACAGCCCGCCGCCGGAUAUACACAGCGUGGGAGAGCACAUUAACUAUGAGAUCGAAAUCUAUCUGAGCGGGGUCCAGGAUCCCAAGGAAAAACGCCUCAAGCAAUCCAUAUUUAACUGCCUGCUCAAGCGAGAGACCUGCAUUACCGGCUGCAACAACAUGGACGAGGUGGAUCUCCUCGAACUUGGCAGCUACACUGAGCUACAAGGAGGCAAUAUAGUGUUGCCAACUGGUUAUAGCUCUAUUCUGCGACCGCUGGGUGCUCAGAUAGCCAAGCAGUCCAUACUGACCAAAUGCCCGGUGAAGAAAAUCCACUGGAAGCGGAAAAAGACCUUCACUGGGCUGGAGACAGUCGACGAGAACUCGGAGGACGAGCAUUCAGACGACUCUGAACGAACGGUGACGGAAGUGCCGACGGGGGAAAUUCGUGGCGCCUCCGUGGAGUCCAACACCAGCAGCAAUUGUGAUUAUCCUGCAGGCAACGUGCGCAUAGAUUGCGAGGACGGUCGAGUGUUCCAUGCAGCCCAUGUGAUAUGCACCAUACCGCUAGGCGUACUGAAAAACACCCAUCGCACUCUCUUCGAUCCUGUGCUGCCGCAGUACAAACAGGAGUCCAUCGAGAAUCUCAUGUUCGGCACCGUGGACAAGAUCUUCUUGGAGUACGAGCGACCAUUCCUCAGUGCCGAUAUAUCAGAGAUUAUGCUAUUGUGGGACGACGAUAAGCGGGAUAUGAACAGCUCCGAGGAGGAGCUGGCCAGCGAAGCGUAUCUCAGCAAGAAUUGGUUCAAGAAGAUAUAUUCGUUUGCCAAGGUGACGGACACGCUGCUCUUGGGCUGGGUCUCGGGCCGGGAGGCGGAGUACAUGGAGAAGCUCGACCAUGAGGCAGUGGCUGAAAAGUGUACGGAAAUACUUAGGAACUUUCUGCAGGAUCCUUACGUGCCCAAGCCAAAGCGAUGUGUUUGUACCAGUUGGAAGUCGCAGGACUUCACCGGUGGCGCAUACACCUCAAUACCGGUGGGCGCAACUCAGGAGGACAUCGAGAACCUCGCCCAGCCCCUCUAUGCCACGCCCCAAGCCAUGAAGCCCGCCAUAGUCUUUGCCGGAGAGCACACCCAUUCCAGUUUCUACUCUACCGUACACGGCGCCUAUUUGAGCGGACGGACGGCAGCGCAGCAUUUGCUGGCGAGCGAUGAGCCAGACGAAAUCAUCAUGGAGUCGGACGGCAGUGAUCUGAGCGCCUGGAUACAGGGCAUUGCCCUGGACUGAGUCUAAGCUAAUCAACGACCACUCAUCGAUUUUGUAUUAUAAUUUAUUAACGUUAUUUUGUACACUCUUUAAACGCUUUUUAGCUAGUGAUAUUUAAUUUGUUCGAUUGUAAUUUAUUUUGCUAGCGUCGUAAAACGAUUUAACUCAUUUUUGUACAUCCCUUGUGAGCAUUUGUUUUAUUUUGUUGAUGCAAUUAUUUUGUAAUUUAUUUGGAACCCGCUUGUACAUUACUAUAAAUAAAAGUUACGAAUUAGCUGAGCUGAUCAAUGUGCUGCCAACUCGAACAGACCGUGCACCCGCAGCAGCUUUCACUGUACUUGGACGAAAAAGUGUGCACAAAGACAUAAUGUUGUUUAGACCUAAUUACCGAUUAGCAACCAUAAGUGUAUGAAUACAAAUAUAUUGCCUAUUUUUAUAAAUUCGUAUUUAACGUAGAAAAGGUUGCACCAAAAGGUUGACACUAAGACGAUCGAACAAUGAGUGCAACUAAUGUAUAUUUGAAAGUAACUAUUGUUAACGUUAACUAUUUUGCUAACUAAAUUAUGCAUUGGUUGACUCUUUAAGGCGGAAAAGGAAAAGUUGGUAUUCAUAAGUCCGUUCUAACACUUGGAUCUGCAUAUUUAUUUGUAUUUGUGACAAAAAUAUCGACUUGUACGCAUAAAUAAAUAAAUUAAAU